Molecule: messenger RNA, 849 nt
Organism: Echinostoma caproni
Lineage: Eukaryota; Metazoa; Platyhelminthes; Trematoda; Plagiorchiida; Echinostomatidae
Source: the annotation of a GenBank genome assembly
AUGUUUCUUCGUGGCUUGGGCUCCUAUGUGGAUGUGACUACUCACCCCGGUUGGACGGGGCGACCCGAAACCAGCUAUCGUCCCAGUCUCACUCGUAUUGCCCCAAGAAGUGUCACACAACAAAACUGCGCGCCUGUUUCCCCAAUCCCAGAGACAGCACCGGACGGCACACGUCACAUUCUGUACUCUGCCGAUUCAAUUACGGAGUUGGCCUGUCUGUGUCCAACAGACUUAUCGCUUGCCGCUACCGCGGAAGACGAACGUGGUGGGGCCUCAUCCACAGGGGUUUCGAAAGAGUUGCGUACACGCGUCCCCGCUCCCAGCACUGUACGGCAUGGAUCGUUGACUUCCGCGUCUGGUACCUCAGGUGAACCCGGUGCUGACCCAACCGGAGGUCGGGUUGCUGUUGUCUGGCUACAAAGCUGGGAAGAUGGCCCUCUUAACAGUGGACCCGAUUGUCCUGGAUGGAGCACACACAAUUUGACCAGUAGGACAUUCGGCUGCCAAGUCACCAUCUACAUCACACAGCUCAGUUCUAAACUCUACCGGAUCGGGGUAAUUCGUGCACCCGGACGCGUUUUCGACGCGGGACCGCUUAUCAACGGAAUGGUCCUGAGUCAGCGUUGUCUGAGCAGUUUUGUGCGCCAGACUGUUUGCAACAUUGCACGGUGUCGGCGUCUUGCAUCAGAUCAGUUUCAACCUCCGCACGUGAAACGCCAGUACCGCGUGUUUGAAUUGGGUCAAACGUGUCGUCUGCGAACCGACCCAUUGGGCACAACAAACCAGAUGAAUCGAGUGACCACAGUCAAACCGGAAAUUUUGCUCGAUUUGUUCACGGUGGCUAGUUAA